CUUAUGGUGAGAGAAAGCAGCUCAAGCUAUUUAGUUUAUCACAGAGACGGCUCAGCAGUGACUGGAACGUGGAACAGAAGUUAUCCGUACGUGGGGCAGAGAUUUCUGGAAGCAGCCAGCAACUUGAUCUAGCAGCCAAAGGCAGAACAAGACUAGAAAUCAGGUGUAAAUUUUAACCAGGAGGGGAAUUAACGACUGACCUAGGGAUGUGGUGGAGUUUUAAAGUCAAGACUGGGUGUCUUCCUCAGAGCUCUGCUGCAGCGCAGCCAACAGUGACACACAUGAUCUGCAGGGCCCUUCUGCCCCUAAAUCCAUGAGGAUGAAGUGUCCCCAUUUUACAGGUGGGGAACGGAGAUGCCGAGGUCAAGGCCAGAUCUGUCACAAGUGCUGGCUAAUUUUGGAUGUCCUAUUUGUGAGGCCAAGGGUCUGGUUUGUCAGAGAACUUGGGGUUUGACAGCACUGUCCACGCUCAAAGCCCAGCUCCCACUGACUGCAGCUGUGAGCGCCCCGCACUUCUCCAAAUCUCACCCCCGUCGUCUCGAGUCAGGCACACAGAAAAUGAGGCGCGCACCGGAUCUCUCUGUGACAAGGCUGGUGUAGGUGACUUGCCCAGCAUCACAUGGGACCCGUGUGGCAGAGGCAGGGACAGAAUCUCAUCUCCGGGGCAGCAUUCAGCUGUCUUCCCCAUGAGACCGUUCUCUCUCUUCCUGCAGUCCCCUGCCUCAGUCACUCUGCACCUUCCAGCUUCUGCAACAAAGGAGGCAGGGGUCCUACGGCCCACGGCUCAUUCCCUGCACAGCCCCAGAGCAGGUCUGUACGGAGCACUGAAUGAGAUGGGGCCUGUGGGAAAAUCGCAGGUGAUCUUGUAGUUAAAGACAUGGACCUCACUGCCUUGAGAUCUCGCUGAGGCCAACAGCUGAGCGGGGUUUGGAAAGGGGCCGAGUGUUCCUGUGGGGAAUGCGAACAGCCGGAGUCAGUGCGCGAGGAGAAAAACACAGCACAGGAGGGAUCUAACCCCUGAGCUAUGCAGUCCCUGCAGGUUUGGGGCAGAGAAAGAGGCUUCCCUCUGGGUCACGGGAAUCCGAUCACAGACCCUGCUCUGUUCCUCUCCUGGUUUGUGGGUCUGGCUCCUGCGUUCCUGGCCUGGGGGAGAGUCUGACCCUGCAGUGCUGUGCGGGGACCCAUCCUGCUGACCGUGUCCCUCUUUCAGUGCGUCCUGUCUGGAUUGUGGAGGAAUGAGCUGGGCUCUAACAUGACCAUCUCUGCCGUGAACGCCGAGGGGGGAUUCACCGGUUCGUACCACACGGCGGUGACGGUCACCGACAAACGCAGCCUGGUGUCGCCCCUGAAGGGGUCCCAGAACCGCAAGAGCCAGAGGAAGCAGCCGACCUUUGGCUUCACCGUGAGCUGGACGUUCUCAAACUCGAUGACCGUCUUCGUGGGCCAGUGCUUUGUGGAUGAUAAUGGGGAGGAGAUUCUGAAGACCAUGUGGCUGCUGCGCAAGGAGGUCGGAUCCCCCAGCGCCGACUGGAAAGCGACCAGGGUCGGCACAAAUGUUUUCACCCGGAUCAAGUGAUGGAACGUGGGUGAAUCUGUGAGGAGCGACGGUGUCCGGUGACCCAGCAGCACCGUGACCCCACUCUGCAGCCCCAGGGCUCCUGGUUCCCCUGUCCGGAAUUGUCCUGGGCUCUCUCGAGAGCGUCUUGCCCGGCCUCAGGGCUGUUUGCUGGGCUGCAGAGGCGCCGUCUCUGACUCCAUCUCCCCUCGCUCUCCGGUUACACCCACAUCCCAGAAUCGCUGCCUGCGCCCCCCACGCUGCAGUUUAGUUCCUUUCCCAGUAAAGCUCUAGGCGGGAGGCAAAUGAGUCUCUUGUGUUUUUAUCACUCUUGGCUCUUGGGGUGAAGCUGUUGCUGAGCCGUGAUUCCCACCUGCCCCUCUCUGGAUUCCCUGGGAGGUGCCGGAUUCUCUCCCAUGAGCUGGGCCCUUCCUGGACGCCCCUUGGCAGGUUCAUCCCCCUGGCUCGCUCCUUUGCUCACUGCCCAUUGCCUGGGGCACAGAGUGCAACAGUCGCUGUACAGCCCCGACGAGACGCCCUUCCUGCUAAACGGCCCUUCGCUCACUCAGGAGGUUCCUGUCCAGCGCUCUCAGCCCAGGGGUUCGUUUCUCUCGGGCAUCCGGCGCCGCCCACCUCGAGUUCUAGGUACCAGGAGCCAAAUAAACAUUUUCCAUCGGAAAAACGGCUGUUCUGUGUGGUUCUCCCUUGAAACCCUCCACGGGCGGCGUAACGCUCCGGAGGAACCCAGCACGGGGAAAGGGACGGGCAAACCUGUGGAUUAAAGCUCUGGAGAUUCAAAGCCACAUGUUCCCGCCCACCCCUGACUAAAAUCCCACUGCUGCUUGGAUCCAACUGGAGGAGCUGGGAACCCUGCCCCCCGCCAUACAGCAGGAAGGGAGAGGCCUUGAAGUGGGACCUGAGCUCAUCUCCUGGGAUUUGAACAGCCCACGGAGCAUGGGGCUGGCUGGCCCUGUGCAGAGGGUGGAGGGGUCAGUCCCUGGGUCAGGCCCACAUUAACACACUGGGGCAAUAAUCCAAAGGGGGAGGGAGGCCUCUGGGGAGCAGGAGCUGCUCCACCCCCAUGGGGGGCAGCUAGUCCCGGAACCCACAAGGGCAGAGGCAAUUCUUGAUUUAGUCCUAAAUGGUGCACAGGACCUGGCCCAACAUGUGCAUAGAGCUGAACCACUCGGUAAUAGAGACCACAAUAUAAUUAAAUGUAACAUCACUGCGGGGGGGGGUACCAAAGAACCUCCGCACUGUAGCAUUUAACUUCAGAAAGGGGAACCACACAGAAAGGAGGAGGCCAGUUAAACAGAAAUGAAAAGGAACAGUCACAAGAGUGAAAUGCCUGCAAACUGCCUGGAAACUAUUUAAACACCAUA
Messenger RNA from Terrapene triunguis (Three-toed box turtle), 2937 nucleotides. Its product is annotated as avidin-like. NCBI's taxonomy places the organism in Eukaryota, Metazoa, Chordata, Testudines, Emydidae. The record is from RefSeq and is a predicted model, not a curated record. Gene Ontology annotation, molecular function: biotin binding. Bases 1253 to 1576 code for a protein of 107 amino acids. The transcript has 3 exons.